AUGGCUUCCUCCAAGCAGUUGGCCGCGUGGCUCCUUAUUGGCCUCGCCACUGCAGGCUUGCUGCUGCCAGCUUUGAUAAUCCUGGUACUUCGACCACAGGAAGCGAGGAAAGUGUACGAGGCAGUUCAUACAACAGCCCCCCUCGACAUCUACCUGGUGUUGGACGCCAGUGGAUCCGUCGAUAAGAGCGACUGGCGUGAGAGCUUGCUGUUCGCAAGAGACCUGUCAGUUCAACUGAAUGCAUCUGUCCCGCAGUUCCGUGCUGGCUUGGGGCAGUUUUCCAGCAACUUCCAUGACAUCUUCCCGGUGAGCGAGGAUGUGUCUCUGCUUGCAGCACUCCCUCAGGGUGUUGAGAAGAAAAGUGGUCGCACCGAAAUGGGCAAAGCUUUGUGUGGGAAUUCCUUCGACAGCAGCACCAAACAGGAGGAGGCCAAAGAUCGCUGUGUUGGCGGUGCCUACGGCACGCUGAUGGCAGCGCCGGCUCAGCUGCCAGGGGAUCUACCUCCAAAUUGCGAGGAGCUGUCCAGUUCCCGCCUGAUCAUCUUGGUCACUGAUGGAAGGCCUGGCCCGGACGACAAGUCCAAGUUGGCAUCCGCCUUCUUGAAGUCGGCAACCAACGUCACUGUCCUGGGCAUCUUGGUGAAGCACGAUGCCAAGGCCGUGGAGGGCGAGAUCCUGUACGCUCUCUCUUCCUGCUGCCCAGCGGAAUCCAUGACGGUCGCUGGUACCAACGACGUCCAUGUGGCUUGCGAGCUCCCGAUGAAUGAGAGCUGCCAUUACAUGGCUAGCAUGAAGGACUAUGCUGCUCUUCGGAGGAGUAUUGAUGGAAUUGUCCAGACCCUCGGUGACGAGCUCCAGUGCGAAGGAGUACAGGAGUCGGUCUCUUUCCUGCCGGACUCGCGCAGCUUGUGGUUUCUGGUGCUCCUGUUGCCUAUACUACUGCAUCAGAUCUGGCAGCGAUCUUUGCUCCGGAUCAGUAGCUCCUACAAGCCCAAAGAGGCUAACGGCUUGCCUCCGACAGAUGUGGAGAUGACGACGGAUGUCUCCAGAGAACAGGCGCGGUCACCAGCUGCUCCGACCACGGGCAGUGAGACGGCGGACGAGGCGAGGGCCUCGCAGGCCGCCGAAUCGGUGCAGGCAGAAUCUCGUGCGAGCGCAAAGGGCAAAAAAUGGGCCCCGGUUCGCACGGCCUACAUUAUCAAUGGAGCACGUGUUGAUGUGGACUAUGGCAGAUCUUCCAAUGCCCCUCCCCCGAUGGCACCCAACGCAGCGCGACGUGGGAAUUCUUUCGCCAGCAUCAAUGAUUUUCCCGAAACAGCCAUGCAGACCAUCCAAACUGGCACCGAUGCCGACUCGACGAGCGUGGCGGGCGUUAUCAGCUUCGUGAAUGCCGAGAGUUUGCCUCCAGAGGUGAGGCGCUUCAACUGCCACAUCUUCGUGCCUCUGCUUCUCACGUUGCUGAUGCUGCCUUUCGUGAUCAUGAAGAGCGGCAUCCUGUCUGUGCUCCUGGACUCCCCCGGGGGCAUCUCGAGCUCGAAGGUGAUCACCCGGAUCACUUUCUAG
Symbiodinium necroappetens is the source of this 1563-nucleotide messenger RNA. The record is from the annotation of a GenBank genome assembly. Lineage: Eukaryota; Dinophyceae; Suessiales; Symbiodiniaceae.